Verticillium alfalfae VaMs.102 is the source of this 1524-nucleotide messenger RNA. RefSeq lists its product as hypothetical. Lineage: Eukaryota; Fungi; Ascomycota; Sordariomycetes; Glomerellales; Plectosphaerellaceae. Gene Ontology annotation, cellular component: precatalytic spliceosome. Gene Ontology annotation, molecular function: nucleic acid binding. Gene Ontology annotation, biological process: mRNA cis splicing, via spliceosome. The transcript has 5 exons. The coding region runs from base 1 to 1524 and encodes 507 amino acids. The record is from RefSeq and is a predicted model, not a curated record.
AUGGCCGCGCCGCCUCCACCACCGCCCGCAAGGGGAGGAUUGUCUCUCUAUGCGAACCUCCUAGACCCAGCUUCAGACCCCUCGGCGACGAUAUCCAGCGCGCCCGUUCGGUACAACCAAGACGGCAGCGCGGUAGACCUCGGCGACGACGCAGCAGCGAAGAAACCUAAAGAUCCAUGUCCUUCACCUCCCGCCCUCUCGUUCGUCAACGUCGACGCCAAAGCCGUGAAACCCAAACCUAGUUUCCCCAAGGCCGCGCCGCAAGUGAUGCCGCUUCCCGCCGGGCCAACGACUUCAGAUGUACCGACAGCCGUGGCCACACUGGGCGGGGCGCAAUCCCAGCAGAAGACCAGUCUCGCCGACUGGGCUGCUGCAGGAGACGACGAGAUGCGCUACAGUUUGGAGAAGCGCCAGCGUGGCGGGCGCAAGAAGAAGAAGAAGAAGUUCGACCACCAGCUGGAAACCGACUGGGAUGAGAUCUACGACCCUACCAGGCCCACCAACGUCGACGAAUACCUGCGCAGUGACGAGCGCAUACGAGAGGUCCAGGACUGGAAGGCUGUGCUGUACAGACAUCGUAGGAAGAAGAGCUUCAGCGAUGACAGCGACCAAGACAGCGUCAGAGACAGCCGUCCAGCGGCGAACCAGUUUGCGCCGCCGUCAAACUACUCCUUCGCACCACCUCCGCCCUCUCCACCGACAUUGGCUCAGCUUCCCGACGAUGCGACCGCCGACGACGUUUAUGCACGAAGACAGACUCUCCACACAGCACCCGUGCCGCCUCCUUUAGAUUUUAUUCCACCACCAACAUCACCACCUCCUCCCCCUCCAUCCUCCGAACCAAAGGAGACGGCAACCAUCUCACGCGCUCCCGUCCGCUACUCACCUUCCAAGCCGUCCGAAGACGACGUUCCCGACUCACCACCACUAUCUCUCGGCCUGGGCGCAGAUUCUCAUGCGGGAAACCGCACUUCCGACUCCGAAGCCCCUCGCUCCCUCCGCCCAGGCCAGGCAGGCUUCGCCCAGCGCCUAAUGUCCAAGUACGGCUGGACCAAGGGCUCCGGCCUCGGCGCCGACGAGUCGGGCAUCAUCAACCCGCUCCGCGUCCAGGUUGAGAAGCGGAAGAAGAAGAGCGACGCCGAGGGCGGCGGCUGGCGCGACCCUGCCAACAAGGCCAAAAUCAUCGGCGGCCAGCGUCGCGACGACGGCGCCGCCUCUUCUUCCGGCUACGGGCCCAUGAGCAACGUCAUAGUCCUGCGGAACAUGCUUGAGGGUAUGCAAGACCUGCAGGGUGAGAUUUCCAGCGGUCUCGGGCAAGAAAUCGGCGAGGAGUGUGGCGACAAGUAUGGCCGUGUGGAGCGUCUGUAUUUCGAUGUCGAAAAUCGGCAGGUCUUCAUCAAGUUUACCGACCAAGUCUCUGGUCUACGUGCGGUCAGCGAGCUCAAUGGUCGAGUAUUCAAUGGAAACACAGUGGCGGCCACGUUCUACGACGCAGAGCAAUUUGAACUCGGAGUUUACAUAUAG